Messenger RNA from Argiope bruennichi, 1953 nucleotides. Its product is annotated as D-aspartate oxidase-like. The record is from RefSeq and is a predicted model, not a curated record. Lineage: Eukaryota; Metazoa; Arthropoda; Arachnida; Araneae; Araneidae. The transcript is spliced from 11 exons. Gene Ontology annotation, molecular function: D-amino-acid oxidase activity; FAD binding. Bases 118 to 1140 code for a protein of 340 amino acids.
UACAAACAGAAACUUCAAUCCGCCUGUUUCGGUUCGGUAACUUAAAAUUGGCAGUGUUUCAUAACUAAGAAUUUUCAUUAAAAAUUUAAAUUAUAAAUUUGGAGGCUAUAUUCUGCAAUGGCUCUGAGAAAUAAAGAAAUUGCAGUCAUUGGUGCUGGUGUUGUUGGUUUAUCAACUGCCAUUAGUCUUCAGGAAGAAUUUCCAUUGGCUACUAUUACAGUUUUUGCUGAUAAAUUCAAUGAUGAAACUUUGAGUUCUGGAGCAGGAGGAAUAUUUCGACCUGAAAUAAAUGUUUAUCAUGAUGAAGAACGAGUAAAAACCUGGUGUAAAGACUCAUUAUCUCACUUUUUGGAUAUCUUGAAAUCUUCAGAAAGUUCUGAAGCAGGGAUACAACUGUUAUCAGGCUAUCAUCUGAGUUCAAUAUUUUCAGAUUUUAAGAAUGACCUUGUACAAGAAUUAGUGCCUCAGUGGAGAUUGGCUAAUGCUAAAGAAUUACAACUUUUCCCACUUCCUUUCAAAGGUGGGCAGUUUUACACAACACCUGUAAUAGAUUGCAAAUACUAUUUGCCUUGGAUGAAAUCAAAGUUUGAAAGGUCAGGCGGUAAAACUGUUCGACAACAUAUUUCUAAUUUAGAAGAGAUUCCUGAUAAUUAUAGCAUUAUUGUGAAUUGUGCCGGCCUAGGAGCUAAAGAUCUCCUUCAAGAUGGGAUGCUGACCCCUGUGAGAGGACAAACAAUUGUUGUUAAAGCUCCAUGGAUCAAGAACUUUUAUUAUGCUGAUACAGUAUACAUUAUUCCUGGUAAAGAUUAUGUAACCUUGGGAGGUAUCAAAGAUUAUGGAAGAUGGUCAAUGGAAAUUGACUUAUAUCAAAAACAGUAUAUUUGGGAUAAAUGCACACAAUUGCUUCCAAGUCUGAAGAAUGCUGAAAUUCUGUAUGAUUGGGUUGGACUACGACCUUUCCGACCUUCUGUUAGAGUUGAUACUAGUUUUGUCAAACUUGGUGAUAAUUACCGUUUGAUAGUCAAUAACUAUGGUCAUGGAAGUCAUGGUGUUGCAUUAUCUUGGGGAACAGCUCAAGAUGUAAAAAGAAUGAUUAAGAAGAUAUCAAUGAAAGAAAACUUUACUGUGUCCAAGUUAUAAUUUUUGGGUGUUGGAUGUUUCUGAAUGGGCUUCCAUCGAUGAUCUUUUAUUGAAUUAAACAUUUGUUAAGUUUAUAUAUCAUAUCAGAUCAUUUAUUUGAUAAUUAGUUUAUAUUAGAUGUGAAUUGUUAUAUAGAAAUAUUAUUCUAAUGUUUAAAAUUAUAAAAUGUGCGGGUAUAAAAAGAUUGAUUUAGAAGAUAGCAAUUGAGAAAAUUGUACUGUAUACAAGUUAUAAUUCAUCUUGGCCAUAGAUGGCACUAUUGAAAAACAAGAGACGUACCCCUUGUCUUAAAAUCACUGACUUCUAAAGUCAGUGGGCUUGUCUAUGACAAGUGCCAUUAAAAACAACAACAAGUUAUAAUUCUGGGUGUUGGUUAUUUCUGAAUGGGCUUCCACUGAUGAUCUUUUAUUGAAUUAUCAUUUGUUAAGUUUAUGUAUCAUAUCAGAUUAUUUAUUUGAUAAUUAGUUUAUAUUAGAUGUCAGUUGUUAUAUAAAAAUAUUGUGCCAAUGUUUAAAAUUAUAAAAUGAGAAAAUAUGAAAAGAAUGAUUUAGAAGAUAACAAUCAAGACAGUUUUACUGUAUCCAUGUUAUAAUUCUGGAUGUUGGUUAUUUCUGAAUGGGCUUCCAUCAAUGAUCUUUUAUUGAAUUAUUAUUUAAGUUUUUUUAUUAUAUCAGAUUGCUCAUUUGAUAAUUGUUUUAUAAAAUUAUUGUACCAAUGUUUAAAAUUAUAAAAUGUGCUAUUAAUUAAAAAUAAAAGCUUAAUGGCCAAAAUGUAAACACUAUUAAUAUUCACAUGAAAAUUUUUUUACUAUUA